Messenger RNA from Ctenopharyngodon idella (grass carp), 2314 nucleotides. RefSeq names its product CCR4-NOT transcription complex, subunit 11 (gene cnot11). Bases 262 to 1599 code for a protein of 445 amino acids. The transcript is spliced from 8 exons. Gene Ontology annotation, cellular component: CCR4-NOT complex. Gene Ontology annotation, biological process: negative regulation of translation; mRNA catabolic process. Lineage: Eukaryota; Metazoa; Chordata; Actinopteri; Cypriniformes; Xenocyprididae. The record is from RefSeq and is a predicted model, not a curated record.
UAAUUCCGUUCGCUUCACAGGAAGCGCUCACCGACAGCCGCGACGGUUAUGAGUGGAAGUGAAGAAGAUUCGUAUUAUGAAACAGAAAUAGUUUAAUGAUUAAAAAUAUUACUACCUGUAUUAUCUCGCAGAUAAACGUUAUAUCGGCGCUGGAGCGUCACCGCGUUUGUUUUUUUAUUGAAUAUUCAUGAGCUGACGGGACGGAAUAAAUGAGCUCCACUCAGCUUUCUCGUUGAUCCAGUGGCCUGCGUGAGAAGCAUCAUGACGCUGGCUCCUAAAGAGCUGUCGAACCUGCUGGGCAUCAUGUCGGAGGACGCCUGCAGCAACAGCUUCGAGCAGCUGUCCACCGCCUUCCACCACUGCUUCGGUAAAGCCGAGCACUUCCGGGUGGGUUCGGUUCUGGUGAUGUUGCUGCAGCAGCCUGACCUGCUGCCAAGCGCUCCGCAGCGGCUCACGGCGCUCUACCUGCUGUGGGAGAUGUACCGCACCGAGCCGCUGGCCGCCAACCCCUUCGCCGCAGUGUUUGCCCACCUGCUGAACCCAUCGCCCACAGGAGAGGAGCAGGAGAAACCGCUCUCGGGUUUUCUUCCUCCCAUCACUCUGCCGGAGAAGUUCUUCCUGUCGCAGCUGAUGCUCGCCCCUCCACGAGAGCUCUUCAAGAAGACGCCGAGACAGGUGUCCUCCAUGGAUGUGAGCGCCACGCCGCAGACCAUCGACAUCAGCGGACUGCAGCUCGCCCUCGCUGAGCGUCAGUCAGAGCUGCCCACUCAGAGUAAGGCCAGUUUUCCCAGCCUGCUUAGCGACCCUGAUCCAGACUCCUCCAACUCAGGCUUUGACAGCUCCGUGGCCAAUCAGAUCACAGAGUCGCUGGUGACGGGACCACGUCCUCCUCUGGAGAGUCACUUUCGUCCUGAGUUUAUCCGGCCCGCUCCGCCUCUUUUGGUGUGUGAGGAUGAGCUGUCCUGGCUCAACCCGUGUGAACCGGAUCAUCGGAUUCAGUGGGAUCGAUCCAUGUGUGUGCGGAACGGCACAGGAGUGGAAAUCAAGCGCAUCAUGGCCAAAGCUUUCAAGAGUCCAUUAUCAGCGGCACAGCAGACGCAGUUGCUUGGUGAACUCGAGAAGGAUCCAAAGCUGGUUUACCAUAUUGGACUGACACCAGCCAAACUACCGGACCUGGUGGAGAACAACCCUCUAGUGGCCAUUGAGAUGCUCCUGAAGCUGAUGUCAUCCAACCAGAUCACAGAGUAUUUCUCUGUCCUGGUCAACAUGGACAUGUCGCUGCACUCCAUGGAGGUGGUCAACAGGUUAACAACAGCGGUAGAUCUUCCACCUGAGUUCAUCCAUCUCUACAUCUCCAACUGCAUCUCCACAUGUGAGCAGAUCAAAGACAAAUACAUGCAGAACCGUCUGGUCCGUCUGGUGUGCGUGUUCCUCCAGUCCCUCAUCAGGAAUAAGAUCAUUAACGUUCAGGAUCUGUUCAUUGAGGUUCAGGCCUUCUGCAUCGAGUUCAGCCGGAUCCGUGAGGCUGCGGGCCUGUUUCGCCUCCUCAAGACCCUCGAUAACGGAGAGACGCCUGCCGAGGGCAAGAUGGCCAAAUGAUGCAGACGGAGUGCAUGUACUCCAGGACUAAAGCUGAGUCUCUCUAUGAAAGCCUUUCAGUUCACAGCAUAUGAACUUCCUCGUGUUUUCUGUUCCUACAUGUACAACGUGUUCAACUCUUGUGUCUUUGUUUUGAUCCCGAUUACUGCUGUUUUUUCGUCCAUUAAAGCGAUGGUUACUAACACGUUCUCAGACGACGUUCUUCAUCGUGUCACAGUCAUGCCGUCAUGUGAGUGUGAUCUCAUUGAGAUCCAUUCAACCUUAUGAUCACCAUUAAUUAAUGAGUGAUGAUGAUGCUGAGCGGAAUGUGUUCGUUUGACUGCGUGACAUUUGGUUUGGAUGUUUGGGUAACAUUUUACUUAAGGCCUUUAUGUAUAAUGCAUUAUAAAAAAGUAUUUUUAAUGCAUUAAUUAUACAUCUUAUAUUAUAAUGCAUUGUUUGAUCUCAUGAAUAAUAAUGUAACCACAGUUAUAAUACAUUAUAAUACUUAUCUAUUCAUUGUUACACCUUUAGAAAGUAUAAUGCAUUAAAACAAGCUACCAAUUUUGGAAAUAUUAUGCUGCAUUUAACUUGAAAAUAUGUAAUGCAUUUCAAAGGACAUUAUGAAUACCUUUAAAAUGCAUUAUACAUAAAGGCUUUAAGUAAAGUGUUAACGAUGUUUGUUCCUUCAUAUUCUUUCAACACAAAUUAAAAUGAAAUGUUUAAGUUAACAAUG